AUGGCGAUGGGGCAGUCAAAGUCACACUCAUUUCUACUCACGGUUUUGCUAAACGUGAAGGACGUAUGGGAAAGGGCCCACCACGCAAGGGCACUUUUGGAUUCUGGUUUCCAAGUCAACCUGAUAUCGGAAAAUCUCUGCAAGCUGCUUCAAUUAUCACGGCGGGAUAGGAAGGUGGAAAUAACUGGAAUAGGACGAUCACGAAGCCGCACGGCUUUCGAAGUUUCCACCACAGUUUCUUCUCGGGUGCAGAAUUUCUCGACGUCAUUGGACUUUCUGGUUCUGGGGCAGGUCACCGACGACCAGCCAUCUGUCUCGCUUCCACAAACUCAACGGAAAAUUCCACCCGAUAUGGUUCUAGCCGAUCCUGAAUUCAACAUCUCUGGUCCGAUCGAUUUGGUAUUGGGUGCACAGUACUUUUACGAUUUCCAUGUACGCGAUGGUGGCCGGUUGCAAAUUCGCAAGGUCGACGAUACGCUUCCAGUAUUUGUCAAUACGGUGUUCGGAUGGGUGGCAGCCGGCGAAGCAAAACGCAUGGAUGAAUCAACACGGGUCAGCUGUCACGUUGCCAAGGUAGAAUCUCUGGACAAGGCAAUCGAAAAAUUCUGGACGGUUGAAGAGUUGACGAUCAAAACGCCACGGUCACAGGGAGAGGAGGACUGCGAGACGCACUUCGUGAACACAUUCACACGCGAUGACACCGGCAGAUAUAUCGUGCGAUAUCCCAAACGCAUGAACUUCAGCAGCAUGGUUGGCGAAUCGAAGCAGACGGCUCUGCGACGAUUUCUUCAGACAGAGAAACGAUUGGAACGAGACCCAAACCUACGAUCGCAGUACGUGGAUUUCAUGAGGGAAUACAUCAAGCUGGGUCACAUGAAAUACAUCGGUGAAGCAGACGAUUCUCGCUUGGAUAAAGAUAAAAUGGUCUGCUACCUUCCCCACCACCCGGUAUUUAAGGAAUCUAGUUCCACCACAAAGGUACGGGUAGUCUUCGAUGGAUCGGCGAAAACGUCCACAAAUCAUUCGCUGAACGAAGCUCUACUCACCGGCUCUACGAUUCAGGAUGAACUCUUGGAUCUGAUGCUCCGCUUCCGGAAACAUCUUAUCGCUUUGGUCGCUGAUGUCACGAAAAUGUACCGGCAAAUCUUAAUCCACCUCGACGACAUUCCCCUUCAACGAAUCCUGUGGCGAUGUGAUCCAUCAGAACCAAUUCAGGUGUACGAGCUGCUAACCGUCACGUACGGCUUGUCCCCAUGGUCAUUUCUCGCCACACGUGUGCUGAAGCAACUGGCUUUGGAUUCCGCUCACAACUACGAACUUGCAGCACGGACCGUGCAAGAAGAUUUUUACAUGGAUGACUUUCUCUCGGGAGAAAACACAGUAGAAGAAGCCAUAAAACUCCAGAAGGAAGUCCAAUCACUACUGGCCGAAGGGGGCCUCGAGCUGCGUAAAUGGAGCUCCAAUAGUCCAGAAGUCCUGGAGAACUUACCCAUCGGAGCGCUUGAAGGAGAAACAAUGCUGCACUUCGUAGCGGACCAGAAAAUUAAAACGCUAGGAGUGGGGUGGGAAACCGGAUCAGAUCAGCUUUGCAUCGAAGUACAACCAUCUACGAACGAAGGCAUUUGGACAAAACGCAAAAUUUUCUCGGCAAUUGCGAAACUCUACGACCCACUCGGAUUGGUCUCACCGGUUGUGGCAUGGGCCAAGAUAAAGAUGCAACAACUUUGGCUGUCAACUUUUGACUGGGAUGAUCCUAUAUCUGACGAUAUCGCCCGGAAAUGGGAGGAAUUCGCGGCCCAAUUGACCCUUCUGAAAGGCUACAAGGUUCCUCGGUUCGUCUUUCUGGACGAUUCGAUCUCCACACAAUUUCACAUCUUCACCGAUGCGUCCGAAGUUGGGUAUGGUGCCUGCCUUUACACACGUUUAACCGGCAAGGAAGGUCAAAUUAAAACCGAGCUCGUCGCGGCAAAAUCACGGGUUGCCCCUCUCAAACGGCUUAGUCUGCCGCGGCUCGAGCUCUGUGCUGCACUUUUGGGGGCGAAACUAUACGCCAAGGUUUCAGCAGCGCUGCGGAUGGAGGGUAUUCCUUGCUGGUUCUGGUCGGACUCAACGGUCACACUCCACUGGAUACAGGCACCACCCAAUACUUGGCAAACGUUUGUUGGGAACCGAACGUCUGAAAUUCAACAGCUAACUCAUGGCCAUAGCUGGAACCACGUGAAGGGAACAGAAAACCCGGCGGACCACGUUUCUCGCGGAAUGCUUCCCCAGGAAUUCGUUGCUAAUACCAUCUGGCGACACAUUCCUUCCUGGCUAGCGAAAUUGGAUGAAUAUUGGCCUAAACACAUAACUGGUACCGGAAGAUCUACUAGAACGGCGAAAAACGGUACUUGUGAUACAUCAACCACAGGAGCAUUCUUUCCUAUUUUACCGGUACUCAUCCUUCUGGCGUUUGGUUCGGAUCAUCGCUUUGUCGGGGAGCUAGAGCACGCCAAAGAAACGCUUACGAAGAUUGCACAGCAGGAGAUGUUCACUGAAGAGUUUAAGGAGCUCGUUAAAACUCGAUCCGUUUCCAACAAAUCAUCGUUGAGGUUACUUGGUCCAUUCCUCGACGAAAAAGGUAUCAUCCGACUCGGUGGCAGACUUGAACACUCUUCAGAGAACUAUCAGACCAAGCACCCUAUGAUCCUACCUAAAAUACACCCACUCACACGCCUCAUCACCAAACACUAUCACGAACUCUGCAUGCACUCUGGUCCUCGCAUGACUUUAGCCACGAUGAGGCAAGAAUUCUGGCCGGUGAACGGUAAAGCCAUCGUCAAUCUUGUGUGUCGCAAGUGUCCGCAAUGCUUCCGCCAAAACCCUGUCCCUGUCACGCAACCCGUUGGUCAACUACCGCAGCCUCGUACAGCACCUAGCAGAGCCUUCACUGUGGUCGGAGUGGACUACUGUGGACCCGUGUACACGAAACCAGCGCACCGAAGAGCAGCACCACGAAAGGCAUACAUCGCCGUGUUUGUCUGCUUUGCAUCCAAGGCUGUACAUCUCGAACUGGUCUGUGAUCUGUCCACGGAAGCCUUCAUCGCAGCUCUACGUCGCUUCAUCGCUCAUCACGGAAUGCCAACUGAGAUUCACUCGGACAACGGUACGAAUUUCCAAGGGGCAAACAACACACUCGCCGAACUGUACCGUCUCUUCGAAAAUAAACGCACCCGGGAAGCAAUUGUCAGCGAAUGCAGCAAACAUCGGAUCCAGUGGCACUUUAUACCGCCGAGAGCACCGUCCUUUGGUGGCCUAUGGGAGGCUGCUGUAAAAUCUGCGAAGACAUCUCUGGUGAAAACACUCGGCAACACCCAGCUUUCCUUUGAAGAAUAUGCGACUGUGCUGGCCCAGAUUGAAGCGAAUAUGAACAGCCGACCUCUGACGUCCCUAUCAAGCGAUCCAACAGAGCUGGAUGUCCUCACUCCCGGGCACUUUCUCAUCGGGUCGCCGCUUAUCAGCCUGCCGGAUCCGAACUACACCCACGUACCAACCAACCGACUCAAUCACUAUCUGCAGCUACAGAAACUCAUCCAACAACACUGGGACCGAUGGAGGAGGGAAUAUCUGACCGAAUUGAACCACCAGCGGGAGAAAUCCUCACUUCCGAUGGAUAUCCGAGUCGGACAAAAACACAAAUAG
Molecule: messenger RNA, 3681 nt
Organism: Toxorhynchites rutilus septentrionalis
Lineage: Eukaryota; Metazoa; Arthropoda; Insecta; Diptera; Culicidae
Exons: 2
Coding region: 1-3681 (1226 amino acids)
Biological process (GO): DNA integration
Molecular function (GO): nucleic acid binding
Source: RefSeq, a predicted model, not a curated record